Messenger RNA from Thunnus maccoyii (southern bluefin tuna), 5872 nucleotides. RefSeq names its product NACHT, LRR and PYD domains-containing protein 3-like. Gene Ontology annotation, molecular function: protein binding. The record is from RefSeq and is a predicted model, not a curated record. NCBI's taxonomy places the organism in Eukaryota, Metazoa, Chordata, Actinopteri, Scombriformes, Scombridae.
CAAUAAAGAUCUGCAGUCAAGACUUCAGUUUGUUCCAACAGGUACUGCUGUGAUGAGGUGAAACCUUUAACCGUCCUCGGAGCUGAAGACUCCCUCUGAUUUCAGCAGCGAUGGCGACGGCCAUGGAGAUGCUGGAAGCUUUAGAGGAUUUGGGAGACAGGGAGCUGAAAAACUUCAAGUGGUACCUGCAGCAGGCUUACUUCCUGAAGGACUUACCAACGAUCCCAAAGAGCCGGCUAGAGACGGCCGACAGGCCGGACACAGUGGACCUGAUGGUGCAGACCUACAGCCAGCAGUGCGUGGAGGUCGCCAAGAGGGUUUUAAAGAGGAUGAAGAGGAAUGAUCUGGUGGAGAGUUUAUCAAACACAGAAUCUGGAGCUGAAGGUCAGUCAGCUGGUGCAGCACCUGGUGCAGUGGAAGUCAGUGAUGUUGGAGAGACUUCACAGAAUAAAGAGGCUUCAUCUGUUCAGCCACAGACUGCUCUCCUUCCUGACCUCCCACCUGUCAGCAGGCACACUGAAGUAAAAGAGGUGCAUUUAUUGAACAACUCCAGUGAGGAACUGAACACAUGCAGCACACUUGUGGAAGUCAGUGAUGUUGGAGAGACUUCACAGAAUAAAGAGGCUUCAUCUGUUCAGCCACAGACUGCUCUCCUUCCUGACCUCCCACCUGUCAGCAGGCACACUGAAGUAAAAGAGGUGCAUUUAUUGAACAACUCCAGUGAGGAACUGAACACAUGCAGCACACUUGAUGUGGUGAUACCAGUACCACAGCCUCCAUGCUCCGACACAUUGCUCCACCUCACACUGCAGUCUGACCUCCAGAAUCGGUUUAAGUGUGCACAAGAGGUGUGGACUGAGAGGCAGCACAGCGUGAACAUGGAGCUGUUCGUCACAGACAGGCAGGACGGACAUGCUAACGUGACAUCAGCAAAACCAAUUAAACCCUGCGACAUCUUCAAACACCUCUCCAAACAAGGCACACCUGUAAGAACAGUGCUGACCAAUGGGAUCACAGGUUUUGGCAAAUCAUUCCUUGUGCAGAUGUUUGUGUCAGACUGGGCUGAAAAAAAAGCAAAUCAAGAUUUGCAUCUCGUGUUCCCAUUCACUGUCCAGCAGCUGAAUUUCUGGAAGGGAGAGAAGUUUCAUUUGGCAGAGCUCAUUCACACAUGUAUCCCAGAAACCAACAGCAUUAAGGAGGAAACUCUUAAUGACAUUUUCACAACAUUACAGAGCUCCAGAAACACUGACAACAGUGAAGUCAAGCUUCUGUUUGUGCUCGAUGGACUAGACAAGAGCAACCUUCAAUUAGACUUCAGGACCAAAGCAAAUACCUGUCUGGAUGUAACAAAAUCCACCAGAGUAGAAGUCCUGUUGACAAACCUCAUCAAGGGGAAACUGCUUCCCUCUGCUCGCCUCUGGAUAACCACACAACCUACAGCAGCCAAUCUGAUCCCUCCUGAGUAUGUCGACAUGGUGACAGAGGUCAGAGGGUUCACUGACCCACAGAAGGAGGAGUACUUCAGGAAGAGAUUCAGAGAUGAGGAGCAGGCCAGCACUAUCAUCUCCCACAUCAAGACAUCACAAACCCUCCACAUCAUGUGCCACAUCCCAGUCUUCUGCUGGAUCACUGCUACAGUUCUGGAGGAUGUAUUGAAAAGCAGAGAGGGAGGAGAGCUGCCCGAGACCCUGACUGAGAUGUACAUCCACUUCCUGGUGGUUCAGAUCAACCAGGCAAAGCAGAUGUACAGCCCAGACAAAUGCAUUCAAUACAUUCAGUCACUGGCUAAACUAGCUUUUCAGCAGCUGCUGAAGAACAACACAAUCUUCACCGAGGGAGACCUGAAACACAGUGGCCUUCAUCUGAGAGCUGCCUCAAAGUACUCUGCAGUGUUCACUCAUAUCUUCAAACAGGUGAGCAGCCAGAGGAAGUACGAGAACCAGAGAAAGAUGUUCUGCUUCAAUCAUUUGAACAUCCAAGAGUUUCUGGCUGCGGUUCAUGUGAAAAUAUCACUCUCAAACUACAACAAGAACGUGAUGCCCAUGUCACGAGUCCAAAGUUUGCAGAUGUGUUUCAGAAAAACAUCGACAACAAAUGUCCACAAACUUGCAAUGAACAAAGCCUUAAAAAGUCCAAAUGGACACCUGGACUUGUUCCUCCGCUUCCUCCUGGGGCUUUCACUGCAGACCAAUGAGACUCUCCUACAAGGCCUGCUGAUACAGACAGGAAGUAGCUCACAGACCAAUCAGAAAACAAUCAGGUACAUCAAGAAGAAGAUCAGAGAGAAUCUGUCUGCAGAGAGAAGCAUCAAUCUGUUCCACUGUUUGAAUGAACUGAAAGAUCAUUCUCUAGUGAAGGAGAUCCAACAGUACCUGAGAUCAGGAAGUUUCUCCACAGAUGAACUGUCUUCUGCCCAGUGGUCAGCUCUGAUCUUCAUCUUACUGUCAUCAGAAAAAGAUCUGGAUGUGUUUGACCUGAAGAAAUACUCUUCAGAGAGAGCUUCAGAGGAGGCUCUUCUGAGGCUGCUGCAAGUGGUCGAAGCCUCCAACAAAGCUCUGCUGACUGGCUGUAACCUCUCAGUGAGAAGCUGUGCAGCCCUGUCUUCUGUUCUCAGCUCCCAGUCCUCCAGUCUGAGAGAGCUGGAUCUGAGUAAUAAUGACCUACUUGAUUCAGGAGUGAAGCUACUGUCUGCUGGACUGGGGAGUCCACACUGUACACUUGAAACUCUCAGGCUGUCAGGGUGUCUGAUCACAGAGGAAGGCUGUGUUUCUCUGGCCUCAGCUCUGAGCUCCAACCCCUCCCAUCUGAGAGAGCUGGAUCUAAGCUACAAUCAUCCAGGAGACUCAGGAGAGAAGUUGUUGUCUGCUGGACUGGAGGAUCCCUACUGGAGACUGGACACUCUCAGGAUGGAUCAUGGUGGAGAACAGAGGCUGAAACCUGGUGGAAGGAAGUAUGCCUGUGAACUGGAGCUGGACCCAAACACAGCAAACACAGACCUCAAACUGUCUCACAACAAGAAGGUGACAUGUGUGGAGGAGUAUCAGUCAUAUCCUGAUCAUCCAGAAAGAUUUGACAUCUGUCCUCAGCUGCUAUGUAGAAAUGAUCUGACUGGUCGCUGUUACUGGGAGGUCGAGUGGAGAGGAAUGGUUUUUAUAUCAGUGACUUACAGAGGAGUCAAAAGGAAAGGAAACACUGCUGAAUGCAAUUUUGGAAUGAAUGAUCAGUCCUGGAGUCUGCACUGCUCUGACGUUAUUGACGUUAGUUACUCUGUCUGGCACAAUAAGAAAAGCCUAGAAAUACAUAUCCCCUACUCCUCCUCCUCCUCCUCCUCCUCUGUCUCUAACAGAGUAGCAGUGUAUGUGGACUGUCCUGCUGGCACUCUGUCCUUCUACAGAGUCUCUUCUGACGCACUGAUCCACCUCUAUACCUUCAAUACCACAUUCACUCAGCCUCUGUGUGCUGGGUUUGGGUUUAGGUUUGAGGUCGAGCUGAACCCACUGCUUCAUAUUGAGUCCUCAGUGUCUCUGUGCAAGCUGUAGGAGGGAUGAAACUGAAUACUUAUAAAUCAUUCAGUCAUGAACAGAUCAUGCACUCAAGCAGAGUAGACACUGUAUGAUUCAUCCCUGACUGAUGUUAGAAUCGAGUUGAGUUUCAGUCAGAUCAGUUGUUGUUCCUGUGCAGUUUGAGGACACAACAACUUAUUAAUGGAUCCUUUUCAUGGCAGAUAUUUUGAUUUGGCAGAGUAGGAAAAGUACAGGUGUAAAUAAUAACUCUAAAGGUGGCUCCAUUCCAUUAAGUGUCCCAGUAAGCCAUGUCAGUGAGUGAACAUGCAGAUACCAGAGUGCUGAAACUGGCUGCAGUUAUCAUUAAUGUUAUGAGUUCCACCUGUGAUUUUCCCUCUUUGACAGGUCAAAAUGUCUGUUGUGAAAAAGGGUCUAUUACACACUCAAAACCAUUUAGAUCAAUACAGCACCAACAACUCACUUUGUGCUGCCUAUUUGCACGUCUCCUCCCAGCAGUUCACCCUGCAUGCAGCGCCGCACCACAACACCACACAGAUGGGCAAAGUAAAUUUCAAGAUCAGUAAAAUACAAAACUCUCCAUGUGCUGCUUGUGCUGGUCAAAAAAAUUAUUGGUCAAAUUAUUUAAACUAGCUGAACUGGCAGCCAUCAUAGUCUACUCACAGUCCUCUGUGUUCUGGUUAUGAUUGGACUUAAAGAUCCAACAUGUUAGAGUAGGCUUAGACAUUAUCGCUAUGACCAUAAUACCUGGCUUUGACAUUACCACUUUAUUACCAUACCAAAUUAAAGUGGAGGGACAAAAUGUCUCGCUGUCCCCUCUUUUCUCUUUUCCGGCGCCAGUGCCUCUACGUCAUAGAGCCACAAUUUCAGGCCCACCCACAAUUCAGUGCUACAUAGUUCACAGUCUUUUCACAUAUUUUCAGCAAUUAUUUUCUAACAUGUAAAAUGUGUUUAAAAAGAAAUCUCUGAUUUUUCUUAACAUGGACGUUACAAUUAAUAAAACACCCUGACAUGUAAGUUUAAAAGGAGUAGAGCAGAUUAUAACAAGAUUUAGUUACUUAAACACCAUUGAUUUUUAGUGUGUAAAAUCAAUCAGCUGAUGGACGAUCGGUUGGAUUUCUGACCAGUCAGAAGUUCUGGCUGGCUGUCUGCAGUUUGAGUAGUUUCCCACAAUUCAGCAUAAAGUUAUCUGAAACAGUUCAGAAGUAAACAACAACAAACACACUGCAGACAAAGGACAUGUUGUGUCAAUAGAAUCUGUAGAAGCCAGGUUCAUCCAGGUGAUUUCUGUACAAAAUUAAUUAUCUAAAAGUAAGGCUGCCUUUUUCUCUGUUGACAACAACUUUGAUAAGAACUUUACUGGAAUUGUCAAUAGACAAACUAUUCUGGGAGAGGCAGCAAUGUUCUGCAAGACAUCUAGUCUGCUGGAAAUCCAUACAAAGAAGAAGAAGAAGAAGAAGAAGAAGAACCUGUUUGGAGAUUCUGUGUAAACAUUCAGAGGAGCAUCACAUCAUGACGAUCAAUCAGACGUCCAGAAGGUACAGAAAUCAUAGGAUUAACAGCUAAUUAUAAUAUGUGUGACAGAGUUAACACAAUGUACACAAUUAACAGAAAUACACAGUGUCUGCCAGCUUAAACAGAUACACACAACAUCCACAUGUUUGCAGUAAGAUUCUUUUUUUGUGUUUCCUGACCACAAUUCGACAAAAAUAUCACAACACUCAACAGCUGAGUCAGAUCAAAGCACACAGAUAUUAUACACACACUGCUAGAAUCAGAGUAACUCAUCUUUCCACUGAUGGUUGGGUCUCUGAAUGUUACUAAAUAUUGGUUUAUAAAACGUUCCCUGUUGAGCAUUAUGUUCAGUCGUACUCCCAGUAUCUGUGAUGGUAUUGUGAAAACUUCUCCAGAACGAUGUGCUAAGUUUGUGUCAUCAGUUUAAUUUCACUUCAGAAUGUCCAGACUCUGGAAAACAGAGCUUUUAGCUUCCGGCCUCUCCUCCACUUUACAUCCAUCUAUACUGUAUAUAUGUUUGUCUUUGUGUACAAAUCAAAUCAUUCAAUCUUUUAUAAAGUCUUUUAUUUUUUAUGUGCAAACAAAUAAAUACAAUAAAUAAAUCCUGAACAUUAUCACAGUAGAUGAAUUUACAGUGAAGACAGACAGAUGUGUUGAUUAUUGAUGAUCAAAGCACAGCAGAAAGCUCUUCAUAUCUACAUUCAACCUUGUCUCCUCGAAAUGAUGUUCAUAUACGACUAGAUUGUUUUCCUAAUUAUGCUGCGUUGACAAACAUUAUCUCUGCCUGGAUUAUGAUCCUAUUAUACGGCUCAAACACUUUGGUUCGAGUUGGUGAA